AUGGUCUAUGUCGAUGAUAUCCUAGUUACUAGGAAUUGCAACACUGCCUGCAGAUCUCUUAUUUCUCUUCUUAGUGCCAAGUUUCCUGUUAAAGAUCUUGGUCCUUUACAUUACUUUCUUGGGUUAGAAGUUCAUCGAUCUGGCAAGGGUAUUUUUCUUUCUCAAACCAAAUAUGCCUGUGAUCUCCUCAAGAAAACAGAUUUUAUUGGCUCCAGCCCCUGUUCUACUCCUCUUGGCUCUUACAAGUUGGAUAACUCUGGUGACAUUCUUGCUGAUGCUACCUUUUAUCGCUCUACUGUUGGAGCCCUUCAGUAUCUCACUUGGACAAGGCCAGACCUCUCCUAUGCAGUUAAUCUAGUCUGCCAGCAUUUACAUCAGCCUCGCUCUAAUCAUUUGGGUGCUGUCAAACGAAUUCUUCGUUAUCUCAAGGGCACUCUUGAUAUGGGUGUUUGGUUUACCAAGGGUUCUCUUGUUCUGAAAAUGAUGUUUCCUUGUGUUCUUGAAAGAUUUUGUAAUUAUUUUUACAUUGCAGAAGCAUCCAGUUUCCUUGUUCUGAAAUAA
Molecule: messenger RNA, 561 nt
Organism: Prunus armeniaca (apricot)
Lineage: Eukaryota; Viridiplantae; Streptophyta; Magnoliopsida; Rosales; Rosaceae
Source: the annotation of a GenBank genome assembly